UUGUGUGUAUAUAUUGAGAACAUACAUGGCGAAACAGCUAUGCCUAUCAUUUUACCAAAGUAGCAAAGCCUGUGCCAAAUCUCUCUCUCUCUCUCUCUCUCUCUCUCUCUCAGGAUCUGAAAUAACUCUGAUGGAGCAAAGUAAGGAGAAAAAUGCUCCUUGGUUAUCGGUGCCACAAUUUGGGGACUGGGAUAUGAAGGGACAAGUGCCAGACUACUCAAUGGAUUUCUCAAAAAUUCGGGAAAUGAGGAAGCAAAACAAGACAAAUAUUUCAAGGGCAAGUCUUGGUAAUGAAGAGGAACUGAUGACUUCUACCACUACCAAUAUAAACACUGAUCACAGUGAAACUGAACGCCAGCACCCCCACUACCACCAAACCAGUUCUCCAACUGUAAGAUUCCUGGCCAGAUUUAAUGUUCUUUAUUUUGUUUGCUUCUUACUUUUUAAGGCCCCUCAGGAACAGGAAUACUAUUAUAAUUUAUGCAAAAAAUAUUCACCAGUGAAUAUGGUGCAGUGGUUAGCAGUCAGCACAUGUUAUUCAUUAGAGCUCCCCCCUUUUUCUCGAGCAUUUUCGCAACGAUGGAGAAUUCAAAAUACAUGAGUUGACAGUAGACUCGAUCCACAUCAAAUUUCCAUUACUCUCUCGUUAAAAAUCAUUCUUACCAAUCUCUCUUUUUUCAUUUCCCCCCUCUCAAGUUUAAUUCAUUUGAAAUAGUGCACAUAAAUCUGUAGUUUUUGACAGUUCUAAGAACUGUACCAUAUAUUUUUAUAAUAACGAACAUAAUUUGAAGAGAUCAAGUAUAAUGUGGUGGAAACUUUUUUUCUUUUCUGUGAAGAGUGGAAAACAACAACAAAUACAACCCACCAGGAACCUCUUGGCAAGGAGGUUUUAGUAGCAUAAGAAAACAAAUCAAAACUAAGGUCGGGGCCUGCUGGUUAAUGACAAAUUCACGUAGUAGUCCAUCUUCUUAUUUUGGCCAAAGCAGGUAGUGGAAGCUUAUACUAAUGUUUUUUAACGCAUAAAAAAGGGAAAAAACGGAUAUAUUAAAUUAUACAUUGCAGGGAAUUAUACUGUGGGACCCAUGAUAAACUUCUUCCUUUUUUUAUGCUAUUGCUCGCACAAAUUUGAGCUGGGGGCGGUGGUUAGGACCAUGUAAAUAUUAAUAUUUAUAUGUAGAUAUAUGUACUAUUUGCCAAAGACAACACGCAAUUCUAGUUGCUGCACAUGCAAUGAAUGUUCGGGGCAGUUACAUUCAUUUCAUUGGUAAGAGGGCUAUAAAAUAUGGUGAUCGGUUAUAUUGAUUAAAAAAGAGAAAAACUUUAGUGGAACUUUGAUGUCAUAUUCAUUUUCUAGAUCCACAAAAUAUUGGUCUAGGAUAUUUGUGUUGCCUGAAGUAUUGCGAUUUUGUUUGAUUUUUUCCCCUGACAGACAAGGAGGAGCUUUCUGAGCUACUUCAACUGUUGUGUAAAGGCCUGAUACUCAAGGGAAUCUACAACCUUUUCUCGUCUGCCGUGUGCCGUGGACAGGGACAACUAUGCUUUUUUGCUUGGUGAUAAUUAAUUUGCACUUGUUUUUUAUUUAGGUAAACAAACCUUUCCU
Molecule: messenger RNA, 1600 nt
Organism: Abrus precatorius (Indian licorice)
Lineage: Eukaryota; Viridiplantae; Streptophyta; Magnoliopsida; Fabales; Fabaceae
Exons: 2
Coding region: 26-601 (191 amino acids)
Source: RefSeq, a predicted model, not a curated record